AUGCUAACAAACAACCAAGAACUUGUUUCAAUCAUUCUUGAUUCGAAUUUUAAAAGCGAUUCGUUGAAAUCAAUCUUUGGAAAUUAUUUAAUUAAUCAACAAGAAUUAAAAUAUUUACACAUUCUCGCCUUUGUCUAUUCCAACAAUUACAAGAAUACUAAUUACAACCAUAGCAGCAGUCGAGUCAGAACUUUAGAAAAUCGAGAAUUGAUCAAACUUUGUUUGCAUAAAUGUGGAACUUUUAUCAAAUUAUUGGAAGAUAAAUUCCGAAAUGAUAGAGAAUUGGCAUUGAUUGCUGUUAAGAGUAACUCGAAUGCCUACACGUUUAUUUCGAGAGAUUUGCAGGAUGAUGAAGAAAUUUGCAUGGAAACCUUGUUGAAUGCUAAUUUUGGAACUGGGUUCAAUACACUGGAAUUGAUUUUUACAAAAUUUCCAGGAUUUGGUUUGCAUGAAGAUGUUUUAUUGCAUAAUUUGCAGUUCAGUGCUGAUUUGUUGAGAUUUGCUGAUCGGUCAUUGGUUGGAAACAAGGAAUUUAUGAUGAAAGCUGUCAAGGUUAAUGCAAAUUCUAUUCAAUAUGCUUCUCCACAAAUACGAAAUGAUGAAGAAGUGGUGAUGGAAGCUGUUUUAUUACAACCUCAUGUAAUAUUUGGUAUCCAUUCAACUAAUCCAGAUUUUAUUUUGAAAUAUAUUGAGAAAAGUCAAAUACCAACAAUACUGAAAUUUGUUGAUUGGGACAUACGAAAUAAUCGAAAUAUUGUUUGGGAAAUUAUUAAGAAAAAUCCAUCAGAGUUUAAAUAUGCAAGUUAUGAACUCAAAGGAAACGACAGAGAAAUCGUUGAAUAUGUAGUUCAAAUAGAUGGCCAACUCCUGUUGGAAUAUGUAGAAGAACCACUCAUUCAAGAUAGAGACAUAGUUCAGCUAGCUAUUCGAAACAACCCAAUGGCUAUCAGAUUUGCAAACUAUUUUCAAAAUGAUAGAGAAAUUGUCGAAUUGGCCCUUUCCAUGAAUAAAGAUGCAAUUCAAUUUGCAUCGAAGAGAUUGAGAGAAGAAAUUGAAUAUCAAUCUCAAUUAGACAAUGAUUUAUAUGGAAAUGAAACAGUUUCCAAAUCAGAUAAUCAUGAGGUUGAUAAUGAUCUUUAUGGAAAUGAAUCAGUUUCGAAUAUUUUAAAUGAUGAAAUAAUUCCACAAGAUUUUAAUCUAAUUUACUAUCGAGAGAAAAUGUUAGAAUCCAUCAAAUGGAAUGAAUCUUAUUUGAAGAGUGUUGAGAAUUCCCUUGAUUUGAAUCGAUCUUUCAUAAGAGAUUGUAUUCGAAACAAUAAGAAUUGUCUAUUAUUCAUUAGAAAUCACUUUUUAAUGGAUAAAGAAUUUAUCCUCUUUGCAUGUUCCAACUAUUCCAUUCAAGAUUUUUCAUGUGAGUUCUAA
Molecule: messenger RNA, 1422 nt
Organism: Naegleria gruberi
Lineage: Eukaryota; Heterolobosea; Eutetramitea; Acrasida; Naegleriidae
Exons: 1
Coding region: 1-1422 (473 amino acids)
Source: RefSeq, a predicted model, not a curated record